Molecule: messenger RNA, 450 nt
Organism: Medicago truncatula (barrel medic)
Lineage: Eukaryota; Viridiplantae; Streptophyta; Magnoliopsida; Fabales; Fabaceae
Exons: 1
Coding region: 1-450 (149 amino acids)
Source: RefSeq, a predicted model, not a curated record
AUGACAGAAUUUGAGAUGACUGAUUUGGGAAAGUUAACAUAUUUCCCUGGAAUGGAAUUCACUAAAACUUCAGAAUGUUUAGUGAUGCACCAGAAGAAAUAUGCUACAAAUAUUUUAAAGAGAUUCAACAUGAUGGGCUUCAAUCCUGCAUCUACACCAUCUGAAGUGAAUCUUAAGCUUGUAAAGAAUGAAGAUGAAGAGCUAGUUGACCCUACAUUGAUCAAACAAAUUAUAGAAUCUCUGAGAUAUCUGUGUAAUAGCAGACCAUAUAUAAUUUAUCAUGUUGGUAUAAUCUGUAGGUUUAAGAGUGAAGUUAGAAGCUCUCAUUUUCUUACAACUAAAAGAGUUAUGAGAAACAUCAAGGGAACUUUGGGUUAUGAAUUACUGUUUCCUGCAAAUGUCAAUGGAGCUAUUGUGAACCUGAUGACAUGUCAUCUUAUGUUAUUCUAG